GAAGAAUUCUUUAAAGAUUGCAAUUGCUUCAUUUCAAAUGUUUUCAAGCAAACUCGUCCUAGCAAGAAUUUCGUACACCCUGAAGACAAAUUAAGUGGACAAAUCUUUUAGUCAAUAACGACAGAAACUCUGGAAAAUAUUGAUUAAUUAAUUUCUGAUUCAAGAAUGUCGUUGGAUCGCAAGAAAAAUUCACGCAAGCCAGACCAUCAUGGGAAACAAAAACCGCAUUCAUUGGAUGAGCCUGGUGGUGAAGUUGAACAAGAUAAGAACUUCUUAUGCUUGUCGCCUGAAAAUCUGAAUCGGUCUUGCCAACAACUGAAUAAGAAUUCAAACCAUCAUCAUCAUCAUUGUAAGAGAAAUGAACUUGUGACUAGAACCUCCACCGAAAGCAAGGAUACAGAUUCGUCAUCGGGGUCUAAAAAACAUGCUCAUAGAUCCCGUUCUCCCGUUCGAAGCAAGAACACGCCAUCUCGGUCUAAGCGAAACCACGGCGGAUCCCCGAGCACCAAGUCUCGUCACUCUCAUAAAGACUCGGAGUCCCAGAAGUCUUCCCACCAUUCCUCGGGAGAAAGCCGCGACCGCAAGAGGCACCGCAAACACAAAAAGGACGUGGAAGCCGGCUUCGAACUUGCCGAAGUCGAGGAGGAACGGAGCAAAGCGACUUGCGUGGUGGUUGCCAUCAGCACGACCAUCAUCGUCAUAGCCGUUCUGCUCGUGGUCGUCACUCUGUAUUUCACGCCGCACUUCGAAGACUAUGAUAAAGAUUAUCACUGUUGCAAUAGCACGGAUGACUAUAUACGUGACAACAGGAGGCAUUGACAGCAAGAGCAACUCAAUGACAACUAAAUAAUCAAGUUAUGAGGAUUCAUUCAAUCCAUGAGUAGAGCUUAUAACUGCAAGACAUUCGACUGAAAUAGAUACGCUUAAAGACAUUGCUUAAAAGUGAACUUUUGUACGACAUGCAUUUUAGAUUUAAUUGAGAAGCACAUCAACGAAUGUCUUCCCUUCCUGUCAGUGCAUCUACUAGUAAAUGCAUAUGGCUUCCUCUUUAAACGUAUUGCUGAACCAGCCGAAAAUUAUAAUCACUGCUGUAGUCCCAAAAGGGCAUUAGCUGUAUCGGAUGGCAUGGAAAGUUGCCUCAGAGAAUCAAGAAAAUUAUGUUCUAUAAAAGUUUGAAAGUACUUUUCCGAAUACGGUAUUAUAUCUUCGGUAAAUUUAAUAGCUAAUCAAAUGUGGCACUUAAAACCGUUACGCAAAGGUUAUGGUAACACCAUAAUGAUUACACAAAAACAGAAAAAUUUGAGUGUUUGAUUUUUUGUUUUUCUUUUUGUAAUAAAAAAAAAACAGAAUUAAUAUCAAUAAGUUUUAUUUUUCCACGUGAUAUAUUUUUUAAAAUAUAUUAGGGUGUCCCAUAAGUUUCUUUCCUAUUUGUAAUAUGUAAUGAAUAUGCAAUAUUUACUUCUUAAGAUAUUAUUUAUUUUGUUAUAUAAGAAACCUUUUGCUGUAUUACCUUCUUCCAUCUGUCCGAAAGUCUCAUUAUGCCUUUUUUCCAAAAUGGUUGUGUUUUGGAAAAGAAAUAGUCCUCGAGGUGCGCUUUUAUUUCGCUGAUGAAUUAAAAUAUUUUAAGGACAGAAAGAAGUAAUAAUCAGAUGGAGCGAGAUCUGGAAAGUAUUCAGGAUGCGGUAGAACAUCCUAAUCAAACUGUAAGAGCUUCUCUCUUACGACUAAUUCAAUAUAUGGUCUCAUGUUGUCAUGAUGAAAAUCAACGGCACGUCGGUUCAUUAAUUCUAACCGGGUUUUUUCCCGGUUAUUUCAUUUUGGAAGAUAAAUUUUUAUUUGAAAAUUAUCAGAUCUAAUAAAUUAUUUCAGUUGGAAUUUCAAUAAAAUUGUCCUGAAUUUUGACAGAGAAGUGAAAAAACAGUGAAGUUUGUUUUGACUGGUUGCAGAAUGCUAACAUAAUAUAAAUGUGUUUUUUUUUCAUUUAAUUGUAUUGAUGUUUAUAAAUGGCAACUUACAGUUCUUUGUCACAUGCACUGUAUAAAGCGGAAAUAUUUACUUAUAUCUUCCGAACUUUUUGAUAUGUUUCAUUUACUAUGAUCUGUUCUAUACAGACGUUUUAAUAAGGUAAAUUAAUUUUUGAAAAUUGUUGUCUGUUCUCGGAAGACAACAUAUUUGUGUUAUAUGUGGUUUAGUG
This is a messenger RNA of Argiope bruennichi, 2194 nucleotides long. RefSeq lists its product as uncharacterized. Lineage: Eukaryota; Metazoa; Arthropoda; Arachnida; Araneae; Araneidae. Bases 166 to 819 code for a protein of 217 amino acids. The record is from RefSeq and is a predicted model, not a curated record. The transcript has 3 exons.